CCCGUGAGCUCAAAUUAAACGAACGUUUUGCGUCACAAUGAAGCACUUGGCUGCGUUGAGUAUCCUUUUGGUACUGGGAACCGUUCUGGCAGACAGUGACAGCGAUAGCGACAGUAGCAACAGUGGAGAACAUAAAAAUAACAAGCACACUUUCACGGAGCACAAGUACAAUUAUCCAGCCUAUCCCACACCCUAUGGCUUUGGCUAUCCAUAUGCAUACAAUGCAUACCCUUAUAAUCAGCUGAUGCCACAGUAUCCAAACCAGCCACCGCCGUAUGCCUAUCCUCCGUAUCCUUACAAUCCGUACAUGCAGGCGCCGCCGCCGCCUCCCCAGCAGAUGCCACCGAUGUAUCCAUCUCCAUAUCCACCGCAGCAGCAGCAGCAAGUCGCUGGACAGAAUCCCAGCUGGAACCCCAACUCAUCUCCAAAUCAGCAGCUGCCACAACAACCUACGCCCGGACCUGGUCUCCCCACUCCUUACCCUCAACAAGGAGGCUCCAGUGUGAUCAAUCACUCCCUUAAAGUCAACAAGGAAUACAACGAGGAUGGACACCACUCAUCGCCCUAAACAACUAACUCUUUUUGAUGUCUUAAAAAAAUACAAGUAAUUUUAUUUACUUUUGGAAGUA
Messenger RNA from Drosophila serrata, 629 nucleotides. RefSeq lists its product as uncharacterized. The record is from RefSeq and is a predicted model, not a curated record. Lineage: Eukaryota; Metazoa; Arthropoda; Insecta; Diptera; Drosophilidae.